UGGUCACCAUUUUUGAAUGACGUCUUGAAUUUACUCAUAAAACGUUGUAUUUUCAUAAACUCAGUUUAUUAAACACUAUGUGAUAUGGUGAGCAUCAAACUCUAAGGGUACCUAAGCAGUUUUGGAACAGUGCUCUUUGUCAAUUUAACAUAAUCUAAUUCCCCUUCUCUCUCCUAUCUUUAUAUUAAAUGCUAAAAGAGACACAUUUGGAUUGGGCCAUUAAGGAUGAACAAAGCAGAAUGUAAUGGCUCUUGAUGGCCCAUCCAAUGCUGUGAGUUUGUGGCCAUUUGCUUAUGAAUCAGCCAAGAGCCCAUUUCUAUGAUAAUGAAGUGGUCUGGAUGGGACAGUUAUGUUAAUGUGAUUGAGGAAUGUUGGAAUUCCAGGAUUAGGAGUGGCUGUGCUUUGUUUAAAGUUAAGUGCUUUGUUUCCCAUUUAUAGGACCGCCCCUUAAAAUGUGUAUAAAUGCAAUGUAGUUCCAGCAUCAGUUAGACUUGAUGACUGCAGCACCAGUAGCAGUACGCUCUGAUUUAAAGACUUCACUAUCUACAAUAAAGACUACUACUGAAGACAAUACAAGACUCCUGGUCUCACUGGAAACAGUUUCCAACACUGACAUUGAUUGUUGGAAGAGUCGAGGUAAUAGACUUGAUAAAGCUGAUUUUUAUUUUUCUAUAUUCUAUCUCUCAUCGGAAAUGUAAUUUUUCUAAAAUAAUAUUGAUGACAUCAUAAUUAUUCGUUAUGUAUAUUGGAGCACUUAAAUCAUUUUUUUUAAUACAUUUGCUAGUUGUUAAUGUAAAAAUGUAUUAAUUUAUGUUUUGAUUAAAGAGAAGACCUGAAGACAUGAGUGAUCCAGACCUAUGCCGAAUUAAACAAGAAGACACAGAGGAACACAAAGACUUAUUGGACCUGAAAGUUGAAAGUGAUGAAUUGGAUGAAGCUGAGGAGAAAAACUCUCAGACACCUCAUCAUUUCAUAAUGAGAGAAACAUUGAGUAACUUGCAGAUGGAAAAUACUUUCUCUCUAAAAAGAAAGCAAAGUACAGAAGCGGGCAAACCCUCACCUCACUGUGAGAACAGUUUUACACUUAAAAGACAUUCUGAGGAACACGUGAGAAUUCAGACUGGAGAUCGCCCAUACAAAUGUCUUCAAUGUGGAAAGUGUUUCACACAGAAACCAAAUCUUGAUAAACACAUGAGAAUUCACACUGGAGAGCGUCCAUACACAUGUCUUCAAUGUGGAAAGAGUUUCACACAGAAAUCACAGCUUAAGGUUCACAUAAGAGUUCACUCUGGAGAGCGUCCAUAUUCAUGUCUUGAGUGUGGAAAGGGUUUCACACAAAAAAUAAAUCUUAAUGUGCACAUGCAAAUUCAUACUAAAGACCGUUUGUUCGCAUGUCUUCAGUGUGAAUUGAGUUUCACACAGAAAUCACAGCUUAAGGUUCACAUGAGAGUUCACUCUGGAGAGCGUCCAUAUUCAUGUCUUGAGUGUGGGAAGAGUUUCACACAGAAAUCAGAGCUUACAGUGCACAAGAGAAUUCACACCACAGACCAUACCUGUCUACAAUGUAAAAAAAGUUUUAAAUACAAAUCAAAAUUCGAAAUUCAUAUGAGAAUUCACACUGGAGAGCGUCCAUACACAUGUCUUCAAUGUGGAAAGGGUUUCACACAGAAAAUAAAUCUUAAUGUGCACAUGCAAAUUCACACUAAAGACCGUUUGUUCGCAUGUCUUCAGUGUGAAAUGAGUUUCACAAAGAAAUCAGAGCUUGAGAUGCACAAAAGAAUUCACACCAGAGAGCCUCCAUACCAUACUUGUCUACAAUGUAAAAAAAGUUUUAAACACAAAUCAAGAUUGGAAUUUCAUAUGAGAAUUCACACUGGGGAGCAUCCAUAUUCCUGUGAUCAGUGUGGAAAGAGUUUCACACAGAAAUCAUAUCUUCACACCCACAUGAGAAUUCACACUGGAGAGCGUCCACACACAUGUUUUCAGUGUGGAAAGGGUUUUAGACGGAAAUCGGUGCUUCAGAACCACAUGAGAAUUCACACUGGAGAGCGUCCAUACGCAUGUCUUGAGUGUGGAAAGAGUUUCACACAGAAUGCAAUACUGACGGACCACAUGCUAAUUCACACUGGAGAGUAUCCAUACUCAUGUACUCAGUGUGGAAAGAGUUUCAAACGCAAAGAAGGGCUUGAGAUUCACAUGAGAAUUCACACUGGGGAGCGUCCAUACGCAUGUACUCAGUGUGAAAAGAGUUUCAAACACAACAAAGAUCUUGAGCUUCACAUGAAAAUUCACUGGAGAGUGUCUACAUAUUUGUCCUCAGUGUGAAAAGAGUUUUACACAUAAAGAAAAUCUUGAAGUUCAUAUGAAAAUUCACUAUGAAGUUAUGCUGUAAAAUUGUUUGCAAAAAAUUGAGUAACUUACAGCAGUCUUGCAAGUCAAAUACUGUACACUUAAAUAACUGUAAAAUGCUGUGAAUAGUAUAAUUUAGCUUGCUGUAAAUGUAUUUACAGAAAAUUUCAUAUUAUGAAUAAAAUGUACAGUUGUUUUGAUCUAUUACACUGAUUUACUCUUAAACACUAAAUAUAUCUACUAUUAAAUUGUAAGAUUUACUGUAAUUGUUUGUCCACCUUCUCUUUUUGUUUACUGUAAAACAGUAUGUACACGUUGCAUAAUUACUGCCUUUGAUAAACAAACAGUUUAAAAGGCCAAAAGACAAUUAACAUUUAAAUUAUGAUAAAAGCAACAUCACUUGCUGUUAUACUAAGGAUGACAAUAUUGGUGAAAAAAUCAAAUUGCAAAGGCUUUUUGUUUUGCGAUAUACUUUUUUAUUUAGAUGUCUUUAAUUAAAAAAGUAGUAAACAUCUUUUGUCCCUUUUUUCACUACAUGAGCACUAGACCUAUGUUUUUCUCGUGUUCCACUACAACCAUUAUGUGUGUUUUUUCUCUAUCAGAACAGAAGCAUCCUUCAUUAACAGGUCUUAUCUUUAGCCCAUCUCUUACACAUGAGCUCUGUGUGAGAGCAGGGACAGACUUGCAGAAAUAUUAUUCGUGUAUGACUAU
Molecule: messenger RNA, 3060 nt
Organism: Misgurnus anguillicaudatus (oriental weatherfish)
Lineage: Eukaryota; Metazoa; Chordata; Actinopteri; Cypriniformes; Cobitidae
Source: RefSeq, a predicted model, not a curated record